CAUGUAACAAUAUUAAGUUGGUAGAAGGAAUCCAUCAUGUAAAUUUAAUCCUUAAUAAAUUAGAACCAUAAUAACAAUCUUUAAAAUAUAAUCAAUAUUAAUCAAGAUCACCUUUUUAAAGCAUUGAAAAUACUUAAAAUACAUAAAUGCCACCUAAUAAAUUUCAUCACAAAGCAAGCACUGAUAUUGAUAAUAUCAAUAAAACUACAUCAAUUGCAACCAAUCCAUACUAUAAUUAAUAUCUUAAAAGAGCAUCUAAUUCAAGUCAUUAAGAUAAACCUCCUGUAAUUUAUUAAUAUUAUUAUAUAGUCAUUAUAAUACAGUAAUUCUAAAUCUAAUAUAAAUCCUAACUAAUCACAUGAUUACUCAAUAUAAUUUAAAGUUGGAGGUAAAAAUGAAAAAAAAAACGAUUCAAUUAAUGAAACAUAAUUAUCUUAAUUUAUUAAUCCAACUAAAUAAUUUGUUUGCAUGAGUCCUGCAUAAAAUCGUGAUAACUCUAUAAUUUUUUAGUCUCCAAAAUAAACCUAAUAAACAACUAUUGUACAAUCCCCUCAACCUUAUAAUUUAAUAAAUACUCCUAUUUAUUAUAAUAAUAAUAAAGGAUCAUAAUCAUAACUUAAACCAAUAAAUUAUAGUAAUCCAAAUUUAUUAAAUGAGUUUAAAUAAUUAUAAGAUUCUAAUAAUUUAUUGUAAUAAACUAUUUAAUAGAUAGAAAGUGAAAUAUAAAGAGGAUAAUCUUCAUAAUUUAUUUAAGAAUUAGAAUAAAAAAUUAAUUUAUUAAAAUAGUUAAAUGAUAAAUUGUAAUUUGAAAAUUAAUCUUUAAUAGAAUAAACAGAUAUUACAAGAAUGAAGGAAAAUUUAGAAAAAUCUUAAUAAAUUCGUAAAUAAACAUCAUAAUAACUUUAGAAUAUUAAAUUAGAAUAAUAAUAAUAUUAAUAGAAAUGUGAUGAAUUACAAAAUAAAUUAGAUUAAAAUGAUGAUUCUUAAAUUAAAGAUUUAGUUAUUGAAUUAGAAAAUAAGGUUUAGAAUUUAAUUACAGAAAAUGAUAGAUUGAAUCAAUAAUUAUCUACAAAUUCCAAUCUUCAAAUGAUUUCUGAUAUAGCCAGAUUGAAAAAUGAAAUAGAGAAUCUAAAUAAAAAUUAAUAAUAAUUAAAAAGGGAUGAAGAACAUUUCAAAUUAACAUAUAAUUAGGUUGAAUAGGUUUAUUAAUAAAAAAUGGAAGAAAAUAUAUAUGCAGAUUUAAAUGAGAAAAUUUAAUUAUUGAUUGAAGAAAAUGAAAGAUUAUAAUAGGUUAUCAAUGAUUCAGAAUAUACUGAUUAAGAUCUAUAAGAUAUUAAAGCAAGAGUAAAAUAAUAUUAUAUAUAUUUUUAGAUUAAAGUAAUUAAAUAAGAUAAUUUUAAAAUGGAAUAGCAUUUAAAAAGAAAAAAUCUUAAUAAAAAUUAUUGA
Molecule: messenger RNA, 1446 nt
Organism: Paramecium pentaurelia
Lineage: Eukaryota; Ciliophora; Oligohymenophorea; Peniculida; Parameciidae
Source: the annotation of a GenBank genome assembly